GCUGCGCCGGAAGUGGCGCGCGCCCUGACUACUCCUCAUGGCGGCGGCGGCGGCGGGUAGGGCGCGGUACGACGGUGACUGAGCUGCCAGCCUGGCGGGCGUGCGCCGAGCCCCGGCCCGGCCUCCGCUUGCCCCCCGGGCUCCGCACCCCUGAUGCUGCGUGGGUGCUGAGCCCACCCCGGCCGGGACGAUGGUGAAGUAUUUUCUGGGCCAGAGCGUGCUCCGGAGUUCCUGGGACCAAGUGUUCGCCGCCUUCUGGCAGAGGUACCCGAAUCCCUACAGCAAACAUGUCUUGACGGAAGACAUAGUACACCGGGAGGUGACCCCUGACCAGAAGCUUCUGUCCCGGCGACUCCUGACCAAGACCAACAGGAUGCCCCGCUGGGCGGAGCGACUGUUUCCUGCUAAUGUUGCUCACUCGGUGUACAUCCUGGAAGAUUCUAUUGUGGACCCACAAAAUCAGACCAUGACUACCUUCACCUGGAACAUCAACCACGCCCGGCUGAUGGUGGUGGAGGAACGCUGUGUUUACUGUGUGAACUCUGAUAACAGCGGCUGGACCGAAAUCCGCCGGGAAGCCUGGGUCUCCUCGAGCUUGUUUGGUGUCUCCAGAGCUGUCCAGGAAUUUGGUCUGGCCCGGUUUAAAAGCAACGUGACCAAGACUAUGAAGGGUUUUGAAUACAUCUUAGCCAAACUGCAAGGUGAGGCCCCUUCUAAAACACUUGUUGAAACCGCUAAGGAAGCCAAGGAAAAGGCAAAGGAGACAGCACUGGCAGCUACAGAGAAGGCCAAAGACCUUGCCAGCAAGGCAGCCACCAAGAAACAGCAGCAGCAGCAGCAACAGUUUGUAUAGCCAG
Molecule: messenger RNA, 857 nt
Organism: Orycteropus afer afer
Lineage: Eukaryota; Metazoa; Chordata; Mammalia; Tubulidentata; Orycteropodidae
Gene: PRELID1
Product: PRELI domain containing 1
Biological process (GO): phospholipid transport
Cellular component (GO): mitochondrial intermembrane space
Molecular function (GO): phosphatidic acid transfer activity
Source: RefSeq, a predicted model, not a curated record